This is a messenger RNA of Gracilinanus agilis (Agile Gracile Mouse Opossum), 2152 nucleotides long. RefSeq names its product ankyrin repeat domain 13D (gene ANKRD13D). Lineage: Eukaryota; Metazoa; Chordata; Mammalia; Didelphimorphia; Didelphidae. Gene Ontology annotation, molecular function: protein binding. The record is from RefSeq and is a predicted model, not a curated record. Bases 1 to 2001 code for a protein of 666 amino acids. The transcript is spliced from 16 exons. Gene Ontology annotation, cellular component: cytoplasm.
AUGAGGGUCGAGGAGGAGACGGAGGCCACAGGAGGGCAAGAACAGGCAUCCAGUGGGGUCCAGGAACAUCUCCGAAGCACCUACUGUGUGCCAGGCAUUGUGCUAAGUUCCAGCAACAAGGCUGAGACUGACACCGGCGAUGUCUUGGAGUUUCGAAGUCAGAAUGGUAGGGGGCGCCACUCCAGCUCGGAGCUUGCCCGCCCCUCCACAGCUGCCCCAGCGCGGACGCCGCAGUCCCCGCCGACAGGGGGCGCGGCGCAUGACAUCGAGCUGGUGGAUCCUCGGGGUCGGACCCCCCUGGAGCUGGCCGUGUCCCUGGGGAACUUGGAGUCGGUCCGAGUCCUGCUCCGGCACAAUGCCAACGUGGGCAAGGAGAACCGCCAAGGCUGGGCAGUCCUACAGGAGGCUGUCAGUACUGGGGAUCCUGAGAUAGUCCAGCUGGUGCUGCAGUACCGGGACUACCAGCGGGCCACACAGAGGCUGGCAGGCAUCCCCGAGCUCCUUAACAAGCUCUGCCAGGCACCUGAUUUCUAUGUAGAGAUGAAGUGGGAAUUCACCAGCUGGGUGCCCCUCGUGUCGAAGAUGUGCCCGAGUGAUGUGUACCGCGUGUGGAAGCGUGGCCAGAGUCUGCGUGUGGACACCAGCCUCCUGGGCUUCGAGCAUAUGACCUGGCAGCGGGGCCGGAGGAGCUAUAUCUUCAAAGGCCAGGAGGCCGGCGCCCUGGUGAUGGAGGUGGACCAUGACCAGCAGGUGGUCCGAACAGAGACGCUGGCCUUGGCCCUGCAUGAGCCCGAGGCCCUGCUGGCGGCCAUGCAGCCCAGCGAGGAGCACGUGGCCAGCCGGCUCACCUCGCCCAUCGUGUCCACCCACCUGGAUACCCGCAAUGUUGCCUUCGAGAGGAACAAGUGCGGGAUCUGGGGCUGGCGGUCGGAGAAGAUGGAAGUUGUCAGUGGCUACGAGGCCAAGGUCUACAGCGCCAGCAACGUGGAGCUCGUGACCAGAACUCGAACGGAGCACCUGUCUGACCAGGACAAGGCCAGGAGCAAAGGGGGGAAGACGCCCUUCCAGUCCUUCCUGGGGAUGGCCCAGCAGCACUCGUCCCACAACGGGGCCCCCGUGCAGCAGUCCGCCAGCCCCACCAACCCGACGGCCAUCUCUGCCGAAGAGUACUUUGACCCCAACUUCAGCCUGGAAGCGCGCAACAUCGGCCGCCCCAUCGAGAUGUCCAGCAAAGUGCAGCGGUUCAAGGCCACCCUGUGGCUGAGCGAGGAGCACCCCUUGUCUCUGGGUGACCAGGUGACCCCCAUCAUCGACCUCAUGGCCAUCAGCAACGCCCACUUCGCCAAACUUCGGGACUUCAUCACUUUGCGCCUCCCACCAGGCUUCCCUGUCAAGAUUGAAAUCCCCUUAUUCCACGUGCUCAACGCCCGGAUCACCUUCGGCAACCUGUGUGGCUGUGACGAACCUCUGAGCUCUGUGUGGGUGCCGUCUCCCAGCCCGAGGUCCACCGACUCCAGCUCCCCUGCUGCCGGGAGCCCCUUCCCCUGCGAGGUGGACCCGGCCGUGUUUGAGGUCCCCGAGGGGUACAGCGUGCUGGGCGCCGGCCACAGCGAGCCCCUGAGGGACGAAGAUGACGACCUGCUGCAGUUUGCUAUCCAGCAGAGCCUGCUAGAGGCCGGGACGGAGACCGAGCAGGUGACCAUCUGGGAAGCUCUGACCAACACCCGGCCAGGCCCAGACCUCCACUCUCCCCCGCCUGCCUACGAUGAACAGCUGCAGCUGGAGCGGGCCCUCCAGGAGAGCCUGCUGCCACCUCCAGAGCCGGGGGGCCCCGGGUCCCCUCGCCUGACCCCACCCUCCUUGAGCCCCCCCAGCUUCGACGAGCAGCUCCGCCUGGCCCUAGAACUGUCCUCCCGGGAGCAGGAGGAAAGAGAGAGGAAGGGGCGGCAGGAAGAGGAGGAGCUCCAGCGAAUUCUGCGCCUCUCCCUCACUGACCACUGAACUGCCCACUCCGCGGGGAGAGGACACUGCCCAGGCCAGGCCUCGCUCCUGGCUUUUAUCAUUUACUUAUUUAUAAAUUGCUGACCAGCUUGAGGGGAGGGUCAGGGGUUAGGGGUGGCCAGGAUGGAAAUAAAUUAGAAACCAGCCUGUG